Bicyclus anynana (squinting bush brown) is the source of this 400-nucleotide messenger RNA. RefSeq names its product bolA-like protein 2. The coding region runs from base 131 to 400 and encodes 89 amino acids. The transcript is spliced from 2 exons. Gene Ontology annotation, biological process: intracellular iron ion homeostasis. Gene Ontology annotation, cellular component: nucleus; cytosol. Gene Ontology annotation, molecular function: 2 iron, 2 sulfur cluster binding. The record is from RefSeq and is a predicted model, not a curated record. NCBI's taxonomy places the organism in Eukaryota, Metazoa, Arthropoda, Insecta, Lepidoptera, Nymphalidae.
CAAGACCCAACUGGCAACACUGCCACUGGGCUUCAUUUGAUUUGACGUUUAUGGUUGAAAGUAAAUAAUGCUAUAAAUUUAUUUAAAGUUUUAAAUAGUUAAAGUUUUACUAAAAAAUAAAGUCAUUUUUAUGAGUAUGGUGUACACAGAAGAAUAUCUCAAAGAGAAGCUCAUCAAAGAAUUGGACGCCGUUCACGUCGAGGUGAGGGACGAGAGCGACGGCUGCGGCGCCAAGUUCUCGGCGCUCGUCGUGUCCGACCGCUUCGAGGGCAAGCCGCCGCUCGCGCGCCAGCGCCUCGUGCACGCCGCGCUGCGCGACGAGCUGCGCGCCGUGCACGCCUUCUCGCAGCGCACGCUCACCGCGGCGCAAUGGCGCGCGCGCCCGGCGCCGGCGCCGUGA